Betta splendens (Siamese fighting fish) is the source of this 2800-nucleotide messenger RNA. RefSeq names its product synaptotagmin Vb (gene syt5b). The transcript has 9 exons. NCBI's taxonomy places the organism in Eukaryota, Metazoa, Chordata, Actinopteri, Anabantiformes, Osphronemidae. Gene Ontology annotation, biological process: regulation of calcium ion-dependent exocytosis; synaptic vesicle endocytosis; cellular response to calcium ion. Gene Ontology annotation, molecular function: phosphatidylserine binding; calcium ion binding; syntaxin binding. The record is from RefSeq and is a predicted model, not a curated record. The coding region runs from base 1025 to 2350 and encodes 441 amino acids. Gene Ontology annotation, cellular component: axon; dense core granule; synaptic vesicle membrane.
AGUGCACACUUGGUGUUGCAUGACUUGGUAAUUAUCCUAGACAGGUUGUGGUUAAAAAAAUAAGUAAAUUAUUGGUUUUGUAAGUCAGCUGUAGACGUGUGUUAACCACAUGCAUCACAAACUGCUGUGCUGACAUUUGAUGAUUUUUACUUGAUGUAAACUAGUGAGCAUUGCUAUGAUGCAUCAGCAAAAUAUAGUAAUAGUCUCUAUUGUGCAUACGUUUAAUUAACCUGCCUUAGGCUACUGGUACAACAUAAAACAGACCACUUUUAGUAUAUCGUUUAAUGACAUUCAUAGAAUUAAUGCUCCAAAAGUCAGAAUUAGCUCAUUUAUUUUCUUUUUUGUUCAGUAUGUUAACUAUUAGUUGAAGCUGUUGCAUGCUGGAUUGGAGCAACAAAUCUCCAGAUGUAGCAGUGCAAAACCGUGGCACCAUGCCUUUGGAUUACUGUUCACAGAGCUCUAAAUACGGGUAUGUUGUGUACAGUAAAAUGGUAAGCCAAAAGAAUAGGGAGGGUGGACUAUCUCUCAGUGAUAGUCAUUGGUAGACUGACGAUACACUGAGGACAGCUAUGCUGAGGGGAUUAGUGCAGGGCUGGACUCAGUACAAUCUCUUCAGUUUAAUGGAUAAACACAACCUCCACUGCCAUGUUUCAUCAGUCUAAUGAACAUUCACGUUUGCUACUCUAAACAUAUCUUUAACUGUUCUUAGGUUUGAGACACUCUUAAUAGUUUAUUGAUAUUAUUAAAGACACAUUUCAAGCACAGUUUAAAGACAAAGCAACAGAUGUGUUUUCAGCAUUCUAAUAUUAGGAGGAGGUAGUGGGGAGGGGGAUUAAACGACAACGCUGCUCUAGUGAUUUGCCAGUGCUUUAGCCCCGAUGGAAAGAGCUGAGGCAAAGCCAGUCAUAGUUUGUAGAAUAGGGGAGGAAUGACGGUCGCAUGAAGGUUCCAACGGGCCAAAAGGGAAGAAACGAGAGACACACCUCCAAGUAAACGUUCCAACGGGAACAUAUCAACAGCCAACAUGAGGCUCACCAGCACCAGGUUGCGGGCCAGAAGGGCUGUGGAGCCCUCUGAACCAGAAUCGGAGGAAGCAAAAGAACCGGUUCAUCAUGAGCACUCCCAUUCAGAACACCACGAGCAUGAACACGAGCACGGGCAUGAACACGAGCACGAGCAUGAGCACGAGCACGAGCACCAUUACAUAGAUCAUCACCCCAGCCAUGACUACAAUCACAUCAAGGACAAGUUCAUGAAUGAACUUAACCAUCUCUCAAUUCCCAUGUGGGCAGUAGGAGCCAUUGUAGUGGUUGUCCUUGUUUUGGUGGCAUGUUUCAUCUUCUGUGUUUUCAAAAAAUGUUUCGCAAAAAAGAAAAAGCCCAAAAAAGUGAGAGAAAGAAAAGCAGGUCGCCGAAGAAUGGCAAAGGAAGGUGAAGGAGAGACUGGAGAGAAGGAGGGGGAGGUUAAGAAGCAAGGGGUGGAAGAGGAGAAGGAGCAGGAAAAGCUGGGUAGGCUGGAAUAUUCUCUGGAUUACAACUUCACAGAAUCCCAGCUCAUAGUGGGCAUCCUUCAAGCUCAGGACCUCGCUGCUAUGGACAUGGGAGGAACCUCAGACCCCUAUGUCAAAGUCUUUUUGUUGCCAGACAAAAAAAAGAAAUAUGAGACCAAGGUUCAACGCAAAAAUCUUUGCCCUGUAUUCAACGAGACCUUCAUCUUCAAGAUUCCAUAUGCAGAGUUGGGUGGAAAGACUUUGGUGCUGGAAGUUUUUGAUUUUGAUCGUUUCUCCAAGCAUGAUAUAAUUGGUGAGAUAAGAAUUCCCAUGAACAGUGUGGAUCUGGGCCAGCCAAUGCAACAGUGGAGAGACCUAGAGAGUGGGGAGAAGGAAGAGCAGGAAAAACUUGGAGAUGUUUGCAUUUCUUUACGAUAUGUUCCUACUGCUGGCAAACUGACAGUGAACAUCAUGGAGGCAAAGAAUUUGAAGAAAAUGGACGUUGGUGGCUUAUCAGAUCCAUAUGUGAAGAUUGUUCUUCAGCAAAAUGGGAAACGGAUCAAGAAGAAAAAGACAACGGUGAAGAAAAACACUCUAAAUCCCUACUUUAAUGAGAGCUUUAGCUUUGACGUCCCAUUUGAGCAGAUACAGAAAGUGCAGGUGGUCAUCACAGUGUUUGAUUAUGAUAAACUUGGGAGCAAUGACCCCAUUGGAAAGACCUUCAUGGGUUAUGGAGCUACAGGAGUCGGGCUGCGCCACUGGUCAGACAUGCUGGCCAAUCCUAGACGUCCAGUAGCCCAGUGGCACACCUUGAUGCCAGAAGAAGAGGUUGAUGCAGCGCUGAAAGCGAAACCUCGUUAAAGCCACACCUGUCAUUCAUCCAUUACAGAUCCUAUUGUUGAUAUCUUGUGCUAACCCUGGUGUUUUUAUGUGCAUGUUUUUUCUAUACAUUAUGUUUCUUUUGAGCUAGGGAACUUGUGUAUGUGCACAGGUGUAUUUUAUUAAGAUGUUUUUGAUUAUGCAGUUGCUAUUUAAGCCUCUGCCCACUAUAUGUACCUUUUAGACCUGUAAACCAGUGUGAUUUUGUGCAAGUAAACACGUAAAACACCAGAAUGUACAGUAUAUGUGUGUUUUUCGUGUAUGUAUAACAAAUGAAAAAAAUCAAGAUUACUCUGUUCUUCUGUUAGUUGUCUGUGAAUAUAUAAUAGAGUUUCAUUUUCUAUAUGAUGUACUGGGCCACUCUUCACAUUUUAUUGUCCUACAAAUUAUGGUUUGUAACAUUUUUCAAAUGCAAAUAAAGCUUCAACACUC